AGGCAGCGAUGGAGAGCAGCAUCAAGCAGGUGGCGGUCGAGGAGCCGCUGGACGCAGACAAGGGCUGCUGCGGCUCCUGCUGCCUGCCCUGCGCCGUUUGCUGCCCCAAAUGCUCGCGCUGCUGCCGCCCCGGCUGCUCCUGCCUCAAGGGCUGCCUGUGCUUCGUGCCUCGCCUGCUCUGCUACCUGCCCCGCAAGCUGCUCGGCUGCCACCACCUCAAGUGCCUCCUGAUCGUGGUGGUGGUGGUGGUCCUGCUGGUCGUCGUCAUCGCCGGAGCCCUGCUGAUGUGGCUGCACGCGGAGCAGGGCCGCGCCGACGCCGUCCUGCGGACGGGCGCAGGGCGGGCGUGGGAGGAGGACGCGGCCACUUUCUACGUGGACGGUGGAGCUGGAAGCGCGGCCACGGUGGUCUACGACUACAAGAACCUGCUGGUCAGCUACAGGUCGCGGCUGCACCGCGCCUGCUACGUCACCCGCAUGGACAAGGACAACAUCCCGGGGCUGGAUGCGGCCACCCAGGCUUUCCAGCGCCGCCAGGCUGAGCAGAGGCUGGCCAUGCCCCUGGCUGACCGCUCCCUGCUGGGCACCACGGCGAGCAUCCUCUGCAGCAUCGUCCCCGUCUACUGGAUUUAGGGCAGGCUGGCAGCCCCGACGGCCACGGCAUCGCCUCCAGCCCUCCUCCUGCACGCCGGCGGGACGGGAGCAUCGCCAGCAGCAGCACCCCCCCCCC
Cygnus olor (mute swan) is the source of this 729-nucleotide messenger RNA. RefSeq names its product pulmonary surfactant-associated protein C-like. Gene Ontology annotation, cellular component: extracellular region; alveolar lamellar body. The transcript is spliced from 6 exons. Gene Ontology annotation, biological process: respiratory gaseous exchange by respiratory system. The record is from RefSeq and is a predicted model, not a curated record. Lineage: Eukaryota; Metazoa; Chordata; Aves; Anseriformes; Anatidae. Bases 9 to 632 code for a protein of 207 amino acids.